AUGAAAAUGAUUGGAAGUCCAAACAUUGAUGAAAAUUAUCGAAAAAAAGGCACUUCUAAAGCAGUUGAGCCUUACAACAACGACAUUAUCGAGCAAAAAUAUGACGAACCACCCUUAGAAACCGUAGAUUUUGUUCUUUCGACGAGUGGCUUACAGUAUUACGCUUUAAAACGAGAGAAUGUAUUACGAACAAAAAUUUACAAAGAAAUUGAAGUGCUAAAAUGUGCUAUGCAACAUAAUUGCAAACAAAUUUGCCAAUAUAUAGACGAUGGAAGAUUUGAAGAUCACGUAUUUAUAGUAAUGACAUUGCUUGGCAAAGAUUUGUCAAAAUUACGACGUGAACAAAAAUCUCAGAAUUUUUCUAUAAACACUUCACUUCGUGUAGGAUUAUUAACGCUAUCAGCAAUUCGAGAACUUCACCACAUUUCUGUCAUUUCCAGGGAUAUUAAACCAAGUAAUUUUGCACUGGGUCUCAAUGAAGAUCACAGAAACAUCUACAUCUUCGAUUUUGGACUUGCACGAUUUUACAGAGAUCAGGAUGGAUCUAUAUUACCAAUCAGACAUCAUCUAGGAUUUCGUGGCACAACAAGAUAUGCUUCCCUGAGAGCUCAUGAGAGACUAGAACUUGGCAUAGUAGAAAAUCGCAUUUUAGGUAGGACAGAUGAUCUGGAAUCAUGGAUCUACGUUAUGGUUGAAUUAUCCAGUGGAACUUUGCUGUGGAAAACAUCAAAAAUAAUGAAAAAGAAGAAAAAAGAACUGAAAGACCAAGUAUACAGAGCUAAACUGAAAAUCCGAUCAGGUCCAGAUCGGAAACAGUUUUUCAAGAAUUCUUUACCCAUACUUGACUAUAUAUUUACGAUGAUCGAUGGACUUACUUUUGAUGCUGACCCACCUUACCAGCAAAUCCAGUACAUGUUUGAGAAAUUAAUGCUUGAAGCAAACGUGAAAUGGGACGAUCUCUACGACUGGGAAGAACCAGCGCAGUUUAGACAACCCUUGUCAGCUGAUCCAAUUACUUCAACCUCAAUUGCAGUAGCAACUUAUUCAAGACCUCUGCCUCUACAAAAUUUUAUAUUAGCGACGCCAACAGCAUCUACAGAAUCAUCUUCACUUCCAAACACUUCCAAAAAAUAG
Molecule: messenger RNA, 1134 nt
Organism: Thelazia callipaeda (thelaziosis nematode)
Lineage: Eukaryota; Metazoa; Nematoda; Chromadorea; Rhabditida; Thelaziidae
Source: the annotation of a GenBank genome assembly